CACAUCCUCGAAACGCUCACAUCGAAUACUAAAAUUAUUGUUUAAACUGACGCACAAGUUCCACACACAUACAAAAAUGUCCGAUUCGAAUCGCAAGCGUGGGCAUGGAUCCAACUCCUUGGAGCCAAAUGCCAAACGUUCCCGUGUUCAGCUGGAGGAAGCUCCUCGUCAGCUGAUGAGCCUGCCGCGCGAGCUGCUGGAGCGCAUCGUCUCCAAGGUUGCCCUGCCUCACAACCUUAUAAGGACUUCGGAGAGUCUGAGGGACGUGUACACCGACUACAUAAUGAACUGCCACCGGUGCUUCGUGCAUUCCCAUCGGCAGCAGCCCCAGGAGGGAUUUCGCGAGCCCGUCGUUAGGGCCGUGUUGAAGGUGCUGUCCGAGGCCACAGAGUACUUCAUCCGGUGCGGCUAUGGGCCACAUUUUGGAUAUAACUUGGCGGCCCUCCAUGCCCGGAUAUCUGCAUCCACUGAUAUGAGCACCAUGAACGUCCACUUGAAGAGAUUCCUUUGCAAGUUCCUGCUCAGUCUGGAGCGGCCCUUGGUCAGCCUCACGGAAGGCAGUGCACCAGCAGAUGCCCGGAAUCAAGUACAGCAUCGCCGCCUCCUUCUAACGAUGACUCUACUCAAUCUCCUGAGACAAUUUCGUUUCUUCAGGAUCCUCAGUUCUGACAUGAAACUCCUGCACUGGCAGCUAAAGGUCGAGGUAGAUGGCAUAUUUUUGGGCGUACUGGACCAGCUUGGGGGGAAACCCAGCCUUCUGGGCCUCAAUCAGCACAUCCAUAUCGUGGGACUCAUUACGGAGAUGCUUCUGCAUGACCAGCUGGGUAUAAAUUUUGUGUGCAACAAAACCAUCCACGGACGUACCCUUCAGUACGGCCUGAAUUUGAACUGCAGACGAAACGUUCGCUUGAUCUUGAUGUUCACUGUCCUAGCCCCGAAAAACUGCAUUCUUCUGCUGCAGAAGGCCAUUGCCGGAGAGCUCGAUCUGACGGAUCCCAUACACAUGCCACCCAACUCGGCGUUCAGUGUCCGCCUCGAGAUGUCUAGCAAGCUAAGACGCUCGGAUAGCAGAAGCAUUAUUGUCAUGCAGCUGGCAAAGCUGGACUAAUGAGCCGCUCAUUGUACGGUGGACAAACGAAAUUGUCAUGUUA
Molecule: messenger RNA, 1151 nt
Organism: Drosophila pseudoobscura
Lineage: Eukaryota; Metazoa; Arthropoda; Insecta; Diptera; Drosophilidae
Exons: 4
Coding region: 77-1108 (343 amino acids)
Source: RefSeq, a predicted model, not a curated record